Molecule: messenger RNA, 3108 nt
Organism: Archocentrus centrarchus (flier cichlid)
Lineage: Eukaryota; Metazoa; Chordata; Actinopteri; Cichliformes; Cichlidae
Gene: sfxn1
Product: sideroflexin 1
Exons: 11
Coding region: 116-1084 (322 amino acids)
Biological process (GO): serine import into mitochondrion; monoatomic ion transport
Cellular component (GO): mitochondrial inner membrane
Molecular function (GO): monoatomic ion transmembrane transporter activity
Source: RefSeq, a predicted model, not a curated record
UCUGGUUUCCUGUGCGCCCUCUGGCUGCGCGGACGCUGCUGCAUUGAAAAUUAGCUGGCCGCAGCCUUUCAGGGACUCCUCUUUGCGGACCUCCGGAGACUACAGUGCAAUAAAUAUGGCAGCAGAGCUAUCCACUUCCAUAAACAUCAAGGAGCCCCGUUGGGACCAGAGCACAUUUGUAGGUCGGGCUAAACAUUUCUUCACCGUCACAGAUCCCAGGAACGUCCUCCUGACAAACGAACAACUAGCACACGCGCACAAAAUCAUCACUGACUACAGGCAGGGUAUAGUCUCUCCGGGGCUAACGGAGGAUGAACUGUGGAGAGCCAAAUAUGUUUUUGACUCAGCUUUCCAUCCCGACACCGGAGAGAAGAUGAUCCUGAUAGGUCGCAUGUCAGCACAGGUUCCAAUGAACAUGACGAUCACUGGAUGCAUGAUGACGUUUUACAAGACAACUCCUGCUGUGUUGUUCUGGCAGUGGAUCAAUCAGUCUUUCAAUGCAAUAGUCAAUUAUACCAACAGGAGCGGCGACGCCCCCAUAACAGUCGGUCAGCUUGGCACAGCUUAUGUGUCUGCCACCACAGGGGCAGUUGCCACCGCUCUAGGACUAAAUUCACUAACAAAGCACAUUUCACCUCUGAUUGGACGGUUUGUUCCCUUUGCUGCUGUAGCUGCUGCUAACUGUAUCAACAUCCCACUGAUGAGACAAAGAGAACUCCAGCAUGGUAUCCCUAUAACAGAUGAAAAUGACAACAGGUUAGGAGAGUCAACAAAGGCCGCACAGCAGGCGAUCUCUCAGGUUGUGGUUUCCAGGAUCCUCAUGGCUUCUCCAGGAAUGGCUAUUCCCCCAUUUUUAAUGAACCAUUUGGAAAAGAAGGCCUUUCUGAGGAAGUUCCCAUGGAUGAGUGCACCUAUUCAGGUCAGCCUGGUGGGAUUCUGCCUUGUAUUCGCUACGCCACUCUGCUGUGCGUUGUUCCCUCAGAAAAGCUCUAUGUCAGUCAGCCGCUUGGAGCCUGAGCUGCAGGAGAAAAUCCGUGCCAACCACCCAGGAGUGGAGAGGGUUUACUUCAACAAAGGGCUAUGAGUGUGUGCAACCCCGUCCCCCCAACCUCAUCCGAACACUGCCAUAGCACAGAUGCAGGCUCGGUCCUCACCUCUCUGCCAGCUCUCCUCAUUCAGUGUGCCAAAGUUAAGUUUUACUCUCCUCAUUUCCACCAGUUCAGAUGGAUAUCUGAGGACUCUCCCUCUCUCUGUCAGUCCCUUUGUUAUGAGAUGUUCACUUUUGUCUAUGUGAUUGUAGAUUUUACUGACACUGCUGAAGUUCUCCAAGCAGGAUGAAAAGUUUGAUGUUUAUCUUGACAGAUGUAAAGUGGCCCAUUGUUUUCUUCUGUGCCAUGUUUUAUUACUUUAAAGCCGGUGACUUUGUUAUGUGCCAUAUGUUGCCAUGAAACCACUGUCACAUCCUUCUGCCCGGCAGUUUUUCUUUUCUCUUAUCUUCAUUCUGACGGCUCAGAUCUGAUUAUUAUUACAUUGUUCUCUGCAGUUCUUGCAUUUGCCAAAUCUGUACUUUUAAGGCCUCUACCAAGGAUUACAGCCUGCUGGUAUUCUCUUUAAACUACCUGCCAAAUGAGUAAUAAACAAGCUUUCUCCAGGGAACCACCCUAUAAAGUUUGAUGUUAAGAUGGGCCAACACGGUGCUAUUUCAUGUCUUAAUAAUCAGUGUUUGUUGUUCUAUUUAUUCUACUCACUAGUAAUGUGUGAACAAACCACUCUCUGGUUUUUUGAAAAGUAUUUUUUCUGCCACUUUAGUAACACAGAGGCUGCGUUCAGGAACACUGAAAACACACAAGUUCCCACUUCCAUAAAGCCUAAUUCUCAGAAGAUUUAAUUACUACCACACAAAGUGACACAUUUUAAAUUGAUCUGGAAGUUUACUCUAAUGUUCUCCUUGAGGUUUUAGAUUUUUAUCUGUAUUUCAGAGUGUUAGAUAUAAAUGUUGGUGUUUCUGCAGGAUGGCCCGUCACCAAUGUUCAGCCUGCAUUGAAGGCUCCAAACAAUGACACAUUUCAAGCCUGUUGAGUUUGAGGAAUGCACAAACCCCCAGCCAAAAAGAUCUGCAGCAAAGACCUCCAGUCUGCUUUUAUUAUAUUAUCUUAGUCAUAUCAGCAAGUUCAAGCUAAGUGAGCUGAUAAAGCAGGUCCAUUUAACGUUCUGUGCUUUUGUUCUGCAGUCAGCGUUCAGAUAACAUCGUCUGCCGGGUGUGUUUGGACACAGUUGGUCCAAAACCACUUUGGCAGCUACUGUAACUUCACAUCUGGGGCCAUGCCAAACUCAUCACUGGACAUUUUUAAAAUCAGGGAUGAGAGUGAAAAAAGGAUUAACUGAAAGCCACAAAACUCACACCUUUAGCCGAACUCAAAUGUGUUUUGAAUCACUACAAUGCAAAUGAAAUGCUUGUGAAAAUUUUAACAACUCGUGAUUUUUUUUUUUGUAAGGUGUUUUUAAUGUUUAACACUCUGUAAUCUCCUUGGAUAUGUUGCUGUAAAAGUACAUUUUAGAUUUUCAGUGUUUUCAGAGAGACGUAUUGGAGCUGUCUCCAGGUUAUUUGAAGUGAAAUUUGUUACUCUAGUGUUCACGGUGACUGAAUGUAGCAUUUUCCAGUUCCAGCUAUUUACAGUGUGUUAGUCUAGAAAAGCACAAUGUUGUAGCAGGUUUCCAAAUGCUGCAUAAUUUUAAGACGUGUUAAACCUGUUCAGUUUCCUGACCGCACCGAUUUUCAGUCCAUCUUUGAUCAAGGGGAGUAAGAAAAAAAAAAGGAUAUAUAAAUACUGGACUUGCCCAUAAUCUCACAUAUGAGCCAACUCCUCUUUGCACUUGAAGAUAAAUUUGACUAACAUUUAAUUCAGAAAAUUCAAGCUACCAAAUGAAAUUUCAUCACAGCCAAAGUGAUACAAAUCAACUCAAGAGGAAGUCAUUUAUAGCUUGCAUUAAAAGCAAAAUUAAUAUUUUUAAAAUACUGUGACAAAGAAUGUUUUCUGAUUGUUUUGCAGUACACUGGGGUGAUGUAAUGUUUCGACUAACCAGAUGAAAUAAACUUGAUAAAAAUCG